UAUGCGUACAAACACAGUUAUACACGAGUCAAAUGCCUCAUUAAUAAUUAUUAAUAACUUAGGUGAGUGCGUUAUUAAAGUUCUGAUAGUAAUAACGAAUCUCAUAAUGUAAAAUUUUCGCAAAAAAAAAUGAAGAGGGCAUUCACCGAAAAGUGCGAGUUCUCAAUAAUUAAAUGCGAAGAUUAGCGUAAAGCGAAACAAGGGGCCUCGGCUGGCACAGCGCGGUCACUACCGCGACCAACAUGCGGCGCGCCGGACGCGCGGACACUUUCCUUUGCGUACGAUUGUUUUGCUUUUACGCGAGUAUAGCGAUCGCGGCGGCCAUCAAGUAUGGGGUGCCUAUUGAAAUCAAUCACUGGGAUACAGGACGCAGUCCACUCAAGCAAAUGGUGGACGUUACCAAUGAGUUUGGGUUGAAAGUUCUAGCGGAGCAUAACUUCUUGAACGACAAUAACAUAGCGUUCUCCCCGUACGGACUGAUGGGAAUAAUGGUGGCGCUGUACGAAGGGGUGGAUGGCGACUCCUCGUACGAGAUCCAGCGCGCCAUGCAGCUGCCCUGGAACAGGAAUGUUAUGCGAGUUGGCUUCAGGGAUAUACACCGUACGCUCAAAACAUAUUUCGUACCUGAAGAAGGAUUUCUAGCUGGCCUAGCUCUAAAUUCGGAAAAUGUUAUUUUCGAAGAAAAAUACACAGAGAUUUUGCGUUUCUAUGGAUUCGAUAUAGAAAGCGGUCAGACGACCACUCCCAUAAGCACUACUACAAAUGCUUCUGUGACCACCAGUCCAACAACCACAGAAAUUGAUAAAACAUCUACGACGACAUUAAGUACUGAGAACACUACCACCGAGAAACAGGAGACCACUACUAAUCCUACUGAAAUUACUACAACAGAAGUAACGCAAGAAACGACAACUAUGUCUACACAAAAGAUACCAACUUCUACAACAGAAAAAUCAACGACUUCACAAACAACCCAAGCAAACGUUACAAAUGGUACUACUUCUGCGACCACAGUCAGCAAUACAUCAACGACUCCUAACACAACAAUGUCGGAAAAUAUUAUAAGUACAACAGAAAGCAUGGCCACUGAAACAACGAAUGCCACAUCCGGGACAAGUACAUCCGCUUCUGGAACUACCACGCCUUCAACUAUAACUACAUCAUCAAAUGGAAGUACGGCAAACACCCAAAACACAUCUACCUCAGAAAGUGUUACGACAACGACUAUGGCAUUAUCCACAUCUGCAAGCACAGAGAAUAUGGAAAAUACAACCACCACUGAAAGUGCUACGCCUUCGACUGGAACUACAUCUUCGAAUGGAAGUGCGACAAACACCCAAAACAUAUCUACCUCUGAAAGUGUUACGACAACAACUAUGUCAUCAUCCACAUCUGCAAGCACAGAGAAUAUGGAAAAUACAACCACCACUGAAAGUGCUACGCCUUCGACUGGAACUACAUCAUCAAAUGGAAGUACGACAAACACCCAAAACAUAUCUACCUCUGAAAGUGUUACGACAACAACUAUGUCAUCAUCCACAUCUGCAAGCACAGAGAAUAUGGAAAAUAUAACCCCCGCUCAAAGUGCUACGCCUUCCACUGGAGCUACAUCAUCAAGUGGAACCACUCAAAAUUCAUCAACUUCAGAAAGUCCAGCGUCAUCAACAGAAACUUCUUCGUCAGGAAGUACAACAAACACGACUACGCCUGGAAGCGUCUCAACUUCAACUUCGACAACCCCUACAUCUGACACGACAACAGUUAUGCAGAACACGUCAAGCACAGAAACCGUCACACUUUCAACUGAAGCCGCCUCAUCAUCAGGAAGUACGACGAACAUGCAAAAUACAACCACCCCUAGCAAUGUAACGCCUUCCAAUGAAACUAUGUCAACAUCUGGAAACACAAUGAAUAAUACAGAAAGUAUAACAAAUCCAACACCUGUCAAUGGGUCGAUGUUGGGAACUGCGCGAAGAAAAAAGUCAAUCGUCGAUUAUCUUUUUACAAAUCCGUCAUACGUAGAAAAUUACCCAGUGUACAGGUCGUUCGACAUUGGCCCUGAUUUAUCGGACAUGGCUUACGGUGGAGACGAACAAGAGGUGUAUUUCGCCGACGACACAAAAAAGCUUCCGCCUUACGAGGGAUACAGCGGCAAUCAAAUGUUUCUGGCUAACGGAAUCAAAAACGUCGAGGUGACGUAUAUGAGUUACGACGCGACGCUGGAUCACGCGUACUUGCCGCACCUGGACGCGUCCGCGCUGCGGCUGCCGCUGGACAGCGAGCGAUACUACCUGCUGUUGGUGCUGCCGACGCGGCGGCGUGCGGGCGAGCUGGCGCGUCUCCUGGCCCGCAUGGCGCGCUCCUCAGAUCUCUCCGAUGUCUAUAACGCGCUGAGACCAAAGAGAGUGCGCGCCCUAGUGCCCAGCUUCUUCGUUAAAGGUCACAUCACACUAACCACUGAUCUGCAAAGGUUGGGCAUCAGAAACGUGUUCCAGCCGCGGCAGAAUGAUUUCACGCCGAUGACGUCACAGGCGGGUGUUUACGUGCGUAGCAUCGAGCAGGCAGUCUCCGUCGCCAUCAGGAAGUAUUCACCGGACGAAACUAAAAAAAUUGGGCACGCUGCGAACCGUCAACGAGCGUACUUCUCAGCAACUUAUCCUUUCCUGUACUUCGUUAUGGACGCGAAUAUAAACGUCGCUUUAAUGGCCGGCAAAUUAGUGGAUCCAUUAAAUUCUAGAAUAUUAUAGGUACUUAUUUAAAAUA
Papilio xuthus (Asian swallowtail) is the source of this 2763-nucleotide messenger RNA. It is a transcript of the gene serpin-34, whose product is annotated as serine protease inhibitor 34. Gene Ontology annotation, molecular function: serine-type endopeptidase inhibitor activity. Lineage: Eukaryota; Metazoa; Arthropoda; Insecta; Lepidoptera; Papilionidae. The coding region runs from base 243 to 2747 and encodes 834 amino acids. The record is from RefSeq and is a predicted model, not a curated record. The transcript has 5 exons.